Messenger RNA from Schistosoma spindalis, 633 nucleotides. NCBI's taxonomy places the organism in Eukaryota, Metazoa, Platyhelminthes, Trematoda, Strigeidida, Schistosomatidae. The record is from the annotation of a GenBank genome assembly.
AACCAAUUAGAGAUCUCAUACCUUUUACAAUAUAAGUAUACACAUGAAAAUAAUUCGGGAUAAAAAUGAAUUUCAUAUGGUAGUUAUAGUAGUUGUUGUAUAUUUGCAUAGUUUAAUAUUGACUUGAUUAGAGAAAAAUCAAAAAAAACAAACAAACAAGAGAAACCAACCACACAUCAAAAAUAAAAAAACAGUCCAUUUUUCAGUCGGUGAAAAUUUAAAAAAAAUUCUACUCAUAAUGCAAUGGUUAACUAUGAUUUUUUAUUUAUUUUUAAUGUUCUCAAUAAACUGGUUAAUAAGUGAUACAUUGGAGUUAGAUAAUAUAAUCAAAGAUCAAUAUGAUGAUGGUUUUAAUCAUAAUGAUAAUGAAUACAUUAAAAAGCAAUAUCCAUUAACAAUGAAACGAUAUUUAACAAUAACAGCUGAAAAAUAUCUAUGGAAUAAAUUAAUCAAUGAAAUGAGAACUGGUGGUUUACAAAAAUUCAUGCAUCCAAGAGUACCUACUGCAUUAAGAUUUGGUUAAGAAGAGAUAAAAUUAAAAUGAAAUAAAGUUGACAACAUAUAAACAUUUAUUCUAAUAGUUUGUUUCUAUUGAUUUAUGAAUUAAUAAAUUUGAAAAGUGAUAUUAUUUAA